This is a messenger RNA of Cydia amplana, 1422 nucleotides long. It is a transcript of the gene Mfap1, whose product is annotated as microfibrillar-associated protein 1. Lineage: Eukaryota; Metazoa; Arthropoda; Insecta; Lepidoptera; Tortricidae. Gene Ontology annotation, cellular component: U2-type spliceosomal complex. The coding region runs from base 82 to 1422 and encodes 446 amino acids. The transcript is spliced from 9 exons. Gene Ontology annotation, molecular function: RNA binding. Gene Ontology annotation, biological process: mRNA splicing, via spliceosome. The record is from RefSeq and is a predicted model, not a curated record.
CAGCGUUGUGUAUUUUAUUGUAAUUUAAUUUUGUUAAAAUUAAGUAAUUCUUCUUUAUCAAGUGUAAGCUUAAUUUCCAUCAUGAGCAUGAACAGCAUGAAUGCGCUGCCCGCGCAGCCUACGGGUAUUCAGAGUACUGCAGGAGCUGUACCAAUUCGAAAUGAAAAAGGUGAAAUAUCUAUGCAAAAGGUGAAGGUACAGAGGUACAUAUCUGGUAAGAAACCUGACUACGCUCAGGGUGCCUCGUCCUCGGAAGAGUCUGACACUGAGGACUUCAUAGAGCAGCAGAGACCAGAGCGGAGACAGCAGACAUUGCCACAAGUGAUCAGUCGAAAAGAUGAUCACAGUGAUUCUGAGGGAGAGGUGGACGACCCGCGUCUUCGCCGUCUGCGUGUGGCCGCGCGGUCGCCGCCCCGCCGCGCCGAACACAAGCCCGAGAUCAUCGACGCCGAACCAGAGGCAGAGUCGGCCUCGAGUGCUGAAGAGCAACAUGACAGCUCGGAGAGCGAGGACGAGCUGGAUGAGGAGGAGAUUGAAAGGCGGCGGCAGGCGCUUAAGGCUAAAUUAGCGGCUAGAGAGGCAGAGCGAGAAGUUCUGGGCCGGGAAGAGGAUGAGGAAAUGCUGGAUGGCAUUAAAGAGGAAAGUGGCUCCUCAGACACAGAGUACACAGACAGCGAAGAGGAUACUGGGCCAAGAGUGAAACCGGUGUUCGUCAGAGCGUCAGACAGAAUGACGGUGGCAGAGCGAGAGCGCAAAGCGAAACAGCAGAAGAAGGAAGAGUCGGAGGCUCGCAAGGAGAAGGAGGAAAAGAGACGGGAAGCGUUGAAGUUAGUUGAGGACACAAUCCGAUCCGAGCAGCGGAGUACACAGGGCGAGCAAAAGGAGGGUAAUAUAAAUGACGUAUGUACCGAUGAUGAAAACGACGAGGUAGAAUAUGAGGCGUGGAAACUGCGCGAGUUGAAGCGGAUAAAACGAGACAAGGAGGAAAGAGAGGCUGCCGAAAAGGAGUUGUUGUCCAUCGAGCGCAUGCGCAACAUGACUGAGGAAGAGCGGCGCGUGGAACAGAGGCUGAACCCCAAAGUGGUCACCAACAAGUCCGUCAAGGGCAAAUACAAGUUCCUACAGAAGUAUUAUCACAGAGGUGCCUUCUAUUUGGACAAAGAAGAAGAUGUAUUCAAACAAGACUUUUCGGGGGCAACAUUGGACGAUCACUUUGACAAGACUGUUUUACCUAAGGUGAUGCAAGUGAAGAAGUUCGGUAGGUCCGGCCGCACCAAGUACACGCACCUGGUGGACCAGGACACCACGGAGUUCGACUCGGCGUGGAGCGGCGACGCGGCCGCCGCGCGCCUCGCCGGCGCGAGGGGCGGCCUCAAACAGGUGUUCGACCGGCCCUCGGCCAAGCGGAAACACACUGUGUAG